UGUUUACUUUUUUGUAGGAGUAGGGUGACGAUUGUAAUGUUUACGUGUUGUCAUUUCAGAUAGAACGAUGAUUAUUUCUUUUGUUUUAAUCAGUCUUUUCAAACUUUAAAAAAAAAUUCUGAAAAUAAUAAUCCUGGGGGAAUUUUUAUUUAUUUUAAUAUAAAAACCUAAAGUUCAUUAUAUUCUGAAAAUGUGGUCAUUUUUUAGCAGAGAUGCUGCUAAAGAUUUUGGUUAUGAAUUAUCCACAGAAAUUGAAAACUCAACUGAAUAUUUCAUUUGGAAAAUUCAUAAUGGAAAGAAAAAAAUAACUGGAGAACCAGUCACAAUAUUUGUAUUUGAAGCUUCUCCUGAAACGCAAACAUUGUUAGAUAUUGCAAAAUCUGCUGUCAAACGUUUGAAAACCUUAAGGCAUCCAAGUAUAUUAACUUAUGUGGAUAGCUUAGAGACUGACAGACUUGUAUAUUUAGUUGUUGAGCCAGUUGAACCUUUAGAAACAUUUUUGUCUAAAAAUUCUUAUACUGCAAACCAAAAACUUUUAGCUUUAUCAUGGGGUUUACAUCAAACAGCAUCAGGUUUAGGUUUUCUAAACAAGGAUUGCAUGUUGUCCCACAACAACAUUUGCUUAUCGUCCAUUUUUGUGGAUCGAGCUGGAGAAUGGAGACUUUUUGGUUUGGAAUAUGUGGCUUCGGUAAAGGAACCAUUCCCAAUAAAAGUUCUUCCAGCAUUAAGAACAUACAAUCCACCUGAACAUGAAACAUCUAGGCAAGAAGACUUUCCGCCAUGGGCAUAUGAUAGCUGGGGACUUGGAUGUUUGAUUUGGGAAGUUUUUAAUGGUAGAUUAAGUAAAGUUUCAUCAUUGAAAAAUCCAGGAAAGAUACCAUCAAACUUGCAACCAUUGUAUUGUGAACUAGUUUGUGCAAAUCCAAAGUCUCGACCAAGUUCAAUCACAUUUUUGAAGAAAGCAUCAAAAGGAAAUGGUUUCUUCAAGAAUAAAUUUGUUGACAGCAUGCUUUUUCUUAGAGAAAUUCAUAUCAAAGAAACUGAAGAAAAAAUUUCUUUCUUCAACAAUUUACCUGCUUCAUUAGAUUCUUUUCCUCAAGAUAUUUGUUUAUAUAAAGUAUUACCUGAACUUGUGAAUGCUUUUGAGUUUGGAAAUGCUGGUUCAUCAGUACUGACUCCUAUGUUUAAGUUAGGGAAACUUUUACCUGAAGAUGAGUAUCAAAAGAAAAUAGUACCUUGUAUAGUUAAAAUGUUUUCAUCAAAGGACAGAGCUACAAGAGCUAAGCUCCUUCAACAGAUAGAACAAUUUAUUGAUCACAUCCAGCCAUCUGUUAUAAAUAAUCAGAUAUUUCCAAAUGUUGCUCAAGGUUUUCUUGAUACAAAUCCAACUAUUAGAGACCAGACAAUCAAAUGUAUGCUAUAUUUAUCUCCUAAGUUAAAUUACCAAAAUUUGAAUGAAGAAAUGUUGAAGCAUUUUGCAAGACUUCAAUCAAAGGAUGAACAAGGUGGAAUUAGAACAAAUACAACUGUCUGCCUUGGGAAAAUAGCAUCUUAUUUGCAUCCUCAAACUAGAAAGAAAGUUUUAAUUAGUGCAUUUUUGAGAGCUUUAAGAGAUCCAUUUCCACCAGCAAGAAGUGCAGCAAUUUUAGCACUCUCAGCCACUGAGCAUUAUUAUGGUAUUACUGAUUGUGCUACCAAGAUCUUACCUGCACUUUGCCAUUUUACUAUUGAUCCAGAAAAAAGCAUUAGAGACCAGGCAUUCAAAGCAAUUGGAGGGUAUUUGAGUAAAUUAGAAAAAGUUUCUGAAGAUCCAAGUUUAAUCGAAAAAAUGGAGGAAGAAUUGCAAUCUACUACACCAGUUUCUAUUGCUGCAAGUUGGACAUCUUGGGCCGUGACAUCCCUUACUGAUAAGUUUUAUAAAAGUUCUGCCAAAAAUCAAGCCCAAACUACAAAUCAAAGCAUUUCUCCUUCUUCAUCAGAAACUAAAGUUGGAAGCUCUGAAAAACAGCUGGAGCAACUAGAAAAACCAGAAGAUAAUAAGAGAGAUGUUGAUUCGUGGAAUGAUGAUUGGGGUGAUGCUCAAGAAGAGUUAUCAGAAGAAGGUGUUGGAACAAAUAUGGCAUCUUCACCAUCUAGUACGGAACAGCUGAAUGAUAAUACUGGAUGGGAAGAAGAUUGGGAAAGUCUUGAGACUGAUCCCAAUGUUGUUAAAAAUACUGAGAAGCUAAGAAGUUAUUUUCCUGAACAACAAGAUGACGAUCCUUUUAGUUCAUUCCAAAAGAAAACUAGCCAGGUUAGACAAGAGUUACCUUCCCCCACUGAAAGUGGAGAUUGGGAGACAGAUAACUGGGAUUCUUGGGAAUCCAGUGGAGUAACUAAAAAAAUUGAAUCAGAAAGUGCUUCAGAAUCUCAACUAAGCAAGCAAGAAGCAAAUCGUCUAGCUCGUGAAGAGAAGCGCAAAUUGAGGAUGCAACAAAGACAACAAGGAAUUCAACAAAGGCAGCCGAAAAAACUGGGAGCUCAAAAAAUUUCAUAACAUAACAGAAAUCAUGGUAUUUAUAAAGUUCAGAGGAAAAAAAAUUUAUAUUUUACAUGACUUUGUUUUUAUCUUUGUAAUUCCAUAUUUCUUGUCUAAGUCAUGUCGUGAAUGUUUUAUAGAUGCAUCGUUAUUGUAAAAAAAAUAUUGUGAAAUAAAGCUGGUACUUUUUACGA
Messenger RNA from Argiope bruennichi, 2712 nucleotides. RefSeq names its product N-terminal kinase-like protein (gene yata). The record is from RefSeq and is a predicted model, not a curated record. The transcript is spliced from 19 exons. Lineage: Eukaryota; Metazoa; Arthropoda; Arachnida; Araneae; Araneidae. Bases 191 to 2536 code for a protein of 781 amino acids. Gene Ontology annotation, molecular function: protein kinase activity; ATP binding. Gene Ontology annotation, biological process: protein phosphorylation.